Molecule: messenger RNA, 1380 nt
Organism: Nanorana parkeri
Lineage: Eukaryota; Metazoa; Chordata; Amphibia; Anura; Dicroglossidae
Gene: BCKDHB
Product: branched chain keto acid dehydrogenase E1 subunit beta
Exons: 11
Coding region: 3-1208 (401 amino acids)
Biological process (GO): branched-chain amino acid catabolic process; response to nutrient
Molecular function (GO): catalytic activity
Source: RefSeq, a predicted model, not a curated record
CCAUGCCUCCCGCUUGUGACCAGUCACGUUUGCUGUUCACUAACCCCGCCCCCGUGUGUCUUGUGCGGUGUGUAUGCGAAAACAUGGCGGCGUUGAGAGCGGUGACAGGGACCGGGAGCCGGCUAACUCGUUGUGUGUUCAGCUGGUCCCGUACUACUUUACAAUCAUCCACAAGAUCGGCAGCGCACUUCACCUUCCAUCCGGAUCCCGAACCCAGCGAAUAUGGAGCAACACAGAAAAUGAACCUUUUCCAGUCUGUGCAAAGUGCAAUGGACAAUACCCUAUCUAGAGACCCAACAGCAGUAAUAUUUGGUGAAGAUGUCGCUUUUGGAGGUGUUUUCCGAUGUACUGUCGGCCUGAGAGAUAAAUAUGGUAAAGACAGAGUUUUCAACACUCCCUUGUGUGAACAGGGAAUUGUUGGAUUUGGCAUCGGAGUUGCAGUUGCUGGCGCUACCUCCAUUGCUGAGAUCCAGUUUGCAGACUACAUAUUUCCAGCAUUUGAUCAGAUUGUAAAUGAAGCUGCAAAGUAUCGAUAUAGAUCUGGUAACCUUUUUAACUGUGGGAGCUUGACAAUAAGAGCACCAUGGGGCUGUGUGGGGCAUGGUGCACUCUAUCAUUCUCAAUGUCCAGAAGCUUUUUUUGCUCAUAGUUCUGGCAUUAAGGUGGUCAUACCGAGAAGUCCAAUCCAAGCAAAGGGCUUGCUUCUUUCCUGCAUUGAGGAUAAAGACCCGUGUAUUUUCUUUGAACCUAAGAUACUGUAUAGAGCAGCAGUUGAACAAGUGCCUCUUGAACCAUACUACUUACCUUUGUCUCAAGCUGAAGUAAUACAAGAAGGGAAUGAUGUCACUCUUCUCUCUUGGGGUACUCAGGUUCAUGUUAUUCGUGAAGUUGCAUCUAUGGCCCAAGAAAAACUUGGCUUGUCCUGUGAAGUGAUUGACUUAAGAACUAUUCUGCCAUGGGAUAUUGAAACAGUCUGCAAGUCUGUCGCAAAGACCGGUCGGUUAUUAAUCAGUCAUGAAGCUCCAGUAACAGGAGGCUUUGCAUCAGAAAUAAGUUCUACAGUACAAGAGGAGUGCUUCUUGAAUCUCGAAGCUCCUAUAGCUAGAGUAUGUGGAUAUGACACUCCAUUUCCUCACAUCUUUGAGCCUUUCUAUAUACCUGAUAAAUGGAAAUGCUUUGAUGCUCUGCGAAAAAUGAUUAACUUCUGAAGAAAGCAAUAUGGGUUCACUCUUUGCUGGAUCACAAGACUGUAUCUGUAUUGUCAAUAAGUAACUCGGCUUGAAUGGCUUUACUGGAUACUGUUUCGAAGUCAACACUACCAGAAAUCAUGAUAUAAAAAGAAUAGAGUUUUUGAGUAAACCAAAAUGAAAUGUCCAUUCC